Molecule: messenger RNA, 825 nt
Organism: Beta vulgaris subsp. vulgaris (sugar beet)
Lineage: Eukaryota; Viridiplantae; Streptophyta; Magnoliopsida; Caryophyllales; Amaranthaceae
Exons: 1
Coding region: 1-825 (274 amino acids)
Source: RefSeq, a predicted model, not a curated record
AUGGUGUUUCAGAACUGGUGUUUUACAUCUAAUAAUGCAUCUCAUAAGGGUGGUAGAAUUGUAUUUUCUUGGCAACCUGGGAAGUAUAUGGUGGAUAUAAGAGGGAGUAAUAGUCAGUGGAUCCACUGUUAUGUCUCUCCUCAAUCAGGUGCAAGUGGAUUUGACUGUGUAUUUGUGUAUGCCUUUAAUGAGAGAAAUAGGAGAGAGGAGUUAUGGCAGGGUCUGAAAGAGAUGGCUGGAAAAAUUAAUGGGCCAUGGCUAGUGGGGGGAGAUUUUAACUGUGUUCUUCACAUGGAUGAAAGAAUUGGUGUUCAUGUGAGUAGCUGGGACAUUGAACCUAUCAGAUCAUGUCUUGAUGAAUGUGGUUUAUAUGAUAUGAAAUGCUCUGGUAAUAGCUUCACAUGGAAUAAUAAACAAGAAGGCAAUGACAGGGUGUUUGCAAAGCUGGAUAGAGUUUUGAUUAAUGAUCAGUGGGAGGAGGUAUAUCAUAAUGUAGGUGCUGCCUUCCUUAAUGAAGGGGAAUUUGAUCAUUCCCCGGCAAUUGUAUCAGGGAAUGAGAGUCAUGGGCAGUACAAGAAGCCCUUUAAGUACUUCACAAUGUGGAAGCAAUCACCUCAAUUUGAGGAGCUGGUGAAGAAAUGUUGGCAGGAGAGGGUGAUGGGAAAUAGGAUGUAUGUUGUUACUCAGAAGUUUAAGAGUGUGAAGAAUGAGCUGAAGAGGCUUAACAAGUCUGGUUUUCUGGAGAUACAGGCUGAUGUUAUUAAGGCAGCUGCGGACUUGGAAGAUAUCCAAAGAAGAAUGCAUGAAGAUCUGAGUAAUAUUUAG